AUGGCCCGCAAGAAGGCUCUCCUGAUCGGAAUCAACUACACCGGCUCCAAACACCAGCUAAACGGCUGCAUAAAUGACGCCAUGAACGUGCGCGAAUACCUGCUUCGCGAACGUGGUUUCUCCCCGGACCCGCGAGACAUGGUUAUCUUGACCGAUACACCGCAGAAUCGCGGCUCGCCGUUCUUCCCCACGGGCGCCAAUAUGCUGGCUGCCUUUCGGUGGCUGGUUACGGGCAAUAAUCCGGGCGACUCGGUGUGGUUGUCGUAUUCUGGCCACGGGAGCCAAGUGCGAGAUCCGGAUGGGGAUCGAGAUUCUGGCUUCGAUGACACUAUCUGUCCCAUUGAUUUCGAACAAAAUGGACAGAUUACGAGCGACACGCUACACAAAGUGAUCGUCUCUCCCAUGAACCCGCGGUGCCGCUUAACAAUCCUCUUCGACUGCUGCCAUUCCGGCUCAGCAGUGGAACUCCCUUACGUGUUCCGGCCCGACGCCGACGGCCGGGUGAACUUGAUGGGCAAUGUUAAAGAGGGUCUUUCACUAGCCAGGGAGGUAUCGGGUCUGCUCCACGGCGGAUUUUCCAUCGAGAAGGUCCACGAUGUAGAGGCGCUGAUUGGGCGCGGAACGUCCUUGCUGCAUAAAUUCCAGCACCCAGAUGCGGCCUCUGAUGAGAAUGGACUCGCGGAUGAGAAUUUCGUCGAGGAUUGGCGCAAUGAGGGCAAGGAUGUGUGGAUGUUUAGUGGGUGUGCUGAUGAUCAGACUUCGGCCGAUACCAGUAUGCAGGGUCUUGCGACAGGCGCGAUGUCGUGGGCUUUCAUCAACACCAUGAGGGCCAAUCCGCGCCAGAGUUAUGUGCAGGUGAGAAUGGCUUACAAUGAUCAUGUGAAGAUGGCUGAUAAUCCGCUAACCUCAAUGUUUGGAUAG
Messenger RNA from Penicillium lagena, 921 nucleotides. RefSeq names its product caspase family protein. Gene Ontology annotation, molecular function: cysteine-type endopeptidase activity. Bases 1 to 921 code for a protein of 306 amino acids. The transcript is spliced from 5 exons. The record is from RefSeq and is a predicted model, not a curated record. Lineage: Eukaryota; Fungi; Ascomycota; Eurotiomycetes; Eurotiales; Aspergillaceae. Gene Ontology annotation, biological process: proteolysis.